Symbiodinium pilosum is the source of this 1278-nucleotide messenger RNA. The record is from the annotation of a GenBank genome assembly. NCBI's taxonomy places the organism in Eukaryota, Dinophyceae, Suessiales, Symbiodiniaceae.
AUGGCUGGCUCCAAUGCAAGCUCCAGAGGCUACGCCACAUGGUCGAACUGGACAAGCGCGCUGGGCCUCUCUGAGGAGCAGACAGGGACAAUCCAGCGCGCCGGCAAUAAGUUCCUCAAGGCUGUCGAUGUGGCCAAGAGCCAUGCGGAGAAAGGCUUCACCCAAGGAGUAUCCCAAGUUCGUGCGGCAGUGGAUCGACAAAUGUCAAGUACUGCAAGCUCGUCACAGACCCAUCGCUGGUUUGGAAAGCAACCGUCAAGACAUGAUUUGCCCAGCAGUGCCGUGAGUGUCCGCGUUUGUACUUGGAACCUCCAUGGUUGUGCGAUCGAUCCGGAAGAUGACAUUCGACCAUGGCUCUUCCCCGCCGGUAAGCAAGCUGACGUCUACAUCAUUGGUAUACAGGAACUUGUGGAGCUUGGGCCAAUGUCUGUGAUACUAAACACAGACGGACAUGAAGAGAGGCAAUCCGAACUCGAGCACCGGAUCGAGGCUGCCCUUGCCUCGACUGGACUUCAGUAUUUGAAAAUCUGUGGCUUUGGCAUGGUUGGCCUUUCGUUGCUGGCCUAUGCAUCUGACAGCUUGCAAGAGCACAUCGGUGAGAUCGAUUGCGAUCGAGUGAAAACGGGCAUUGAAGGUUUGAGCGGGAACAAGGGUGGCUUGUGUGUCAGAUUCUUGCUGGGAUCCAUGUCGCUUUGCUUUGUCAACGUUCACCUGCCAUCGGGGACUGGCAAAGCAGAUGAGCGAAAUGACCACUUGAAUGAGGUUUUGUCCUAUGCGUUUAAAGGGACUUCUCGAAAUGGCUCCACGCGACCUCCAAAGAACGGCUUUCAUCGAGCCUCUGUGUACACGGCUGUCAACCACGAUCUGACUGUCGUGCUCGGUGACCUGAACUCUCGCCUAGCAGACCUACCAAAUGCAGAUGGCUUCCCGAAAGGACCGCCUGAAGCAUGGCUGCUGUUUGAUGAGCUUCUGACUGGAAGAAUCAAAUGUGCCAGAUCCUUGGGCUUCCGUGAGGCAGAGGUCACCUUCCCUCCGACCUAUAAGUACAUGGUUGGGGGUGACGAUUUGAGUCCGUCUCGCACACCAGCCUGGUGUGACCGAGUCAUUUACAGAUUUCAGCCCUCCGCUGACGAUGUCGCGCAGAGGGUCUUGAACCCCAUGGCCCAGCCUGAGGUAGAGCUUGUGGAGUACGAUUCGUAUGCGGAUUUGAGAAGGACCAGCGAUCACCGCCCCAUAGCGGCCACCUUCAGGAUUAUUCCGGACGAAGAGUUGGCUUGA